Molecule: messenger RNA, 1413 nt
Organism: Saccostrea echinata
Lineage: Eukaryota; Metazoa; Mollusca; Bivalvia; Ostreida; Ostreidae
Product: cleavage stimulation factor subunit 1-like
Exons: 11
Coding region: 51-1355 (434 amino acids)
Biological process (GO): mRNA 3'-end processing
Cellular component (GO): mRNA cleavage stimulating factor complex
Molecular function (GO): RNA binding; protein binding
Source: RefSeq, a predicted model, not a curated record
AUUGUUUUGCCCAUAGUGCCAGUGGUAACACUUUGCAACCCAACGCAAAAAUGAUUGGUGCAAUUGGAGGCGACUCUGAAGUCAAAAACAGAGAAUUAAUGUACAGACUGAUGAUCAGUCAGUUAUUUUAUGAUGGACAUCAGCAGUUAGCAGUUCAACUCUCCAACCUUGUCAAAGCACACCCUGCCUGUCCACCCUCAGACAGAUUGUUCAAAGUUGUCAAAUUAGGAUUAGAUUCUGAAGAAGAACUUUCUGGAAAUAAGAGAAUAGGAGAACAAAAUAUUGCUCCUGGUUCAGGAAUUGACUUGGAGUAUGAAACAGAUGUGCAGUCCAUCUCACCAGAGGGAGCUCUGUAUGAGACCUGUUAUGUCACAGCACACAAAGGACCUUGUCGAGCAGGGGCCUUCCACUCCUCAGGAAAACUCAUAGCCACAGGGUCAGAAGAUGCCUCCAUCAAGAUCUUAGAUGUUGACAGAAUGUUGGCCAAGAGUGCAACUCCAGCAGAAAUAAUUGCCAUGGAAACACCACAACAAGCCAUGGAGAACCACCCAGUCAUCAGAACUCUUUAUGACCAUGUAGAUGAAGUCACAUGUUUAGAUUUUCACCCCACACAUUCAAUUUUGGCCUCUGGCAGCACAGACUUCAGCGUUAGAUUCUUUGAGUAUUCCAAACCCUCCGUUAAGAAAGCUUACAAAAGUAUACAGGAAGCAGCAGCCAUUAGAUCUCUGUCAUUUCAUCCGUCAGGGGACUACAUCCUGGUGGGAGCAGACCAUCCUACAGUUAGGUUGUAUGAUGUGAACACCUUCCAGUGCUUUGUUGGCAGAAACCCCAACACUCAUCACACAUUGCCUAUCACCACAGUUAAAUGGAGUCCCAAUGCCAAUUUGUAUGCCACAGGUUCAUUAGACGGAGACAUAAAAGUUUGGGAUGGAGUCAGUAAUUUGGUGAUCAGCACAUUUAAAAAAGCUCAUGAUGGAGAAGAAGUGUGUUCCGUCACCUUCUCCAGGAACUCAAAGUAUAUUUUGUCAGCUGGGAAGGACUCGCUGGUCAAACUAUGGGAGUUGUCCACCAACAGGUGCUUGAUUGUGUACACUGGGGCAGGGAUGACAGGGAAGAUGGAGCACGGGGCGCAGGCCGUGUUCAACCACACCGAGGACUACAUUUUCUUCCCUGACGAGAAUACUACUUCUUUGUGUUGUUGGGACUCGAGAAAUGCAGAACGACAGAGACUUCUAGCCUUAGGUCAUAAUGGAGCUGUGAGGUACAUUGGACACUCCCCCACUGGUCCUGCCUUCAUCACUUGUAGUGAGGAUUUCCGAGCCAGGUUCUGGUACAGGAAGGCCGACACUGAUUGACAGUCAUUCAUUCUCUUGUUUUCAUUUUUUACAUUGUUCAUUAAAUCUCCAACUUGUA